UUAUGCACGCUCCAAUUCUUUGCUCGGUGAUCUCAUAUGACCUUGCUGGACGCCGGUGGUCAUGCUAAUCAAACAGAGCACGAGCGUGGACCGGACACUAAGCGCCUGCAUGACAGCCGAGGGAAGCCAAUGGCUAGGUCUUAUACUUCACUGUAUCUCUGAUCAAUUCCCUUUCUACUCAAUCUCACGAGUGCUCUAUGUAGCCUCCAUCUCCGCACUGCUUUCUCUCGGUGGCAGGUAUCAGCAUGGUUUCCUGGCUCUUCGUUGCCGUGGUUGUUUGGUUGUUCCGCUAUGUUCGCCUUAUUGUUAAUUGUAUAUCCCACUGGACCUAUCGACCGCGGCGAAUCCCCGAAAAACCAACUUACUUCUCAGAUGAUGCCACCGUCGUCCUGGUUACCAUUGCCACUGGUGGCGAGGAAUUAGAGACGACGAUCCGCACCACCUUGCAGACCAACCCCUUCGAGCUCAUACUAUCUACCGUGGAUGCCAACGUCGACGCCCUGACUAAGCUGGCAUACGCCAUAGAUGCAAAGCGGAUCAGGGUGGUGAGCAUCCGGGAGGCCAACAAGCGUAGACAGAUGUGCAGGGCAAUCCCUGAAGUGAAGACGAAAAUCACCGUCUUUGUCGAUGACGACGUUAUUUGGCCACCCAAGGUCUUGUGUUGGAUGCUCGCACCCUUUGAGGACCGCAGAAUUGGCGGAGUUGGGACCUCGCAGAGGUUGAAGACGCCGAAGUAUUGGAGUGUUUGGAGUUUCCUGGGUGCUGCUUACCUCGAAAGACGCAACUUCGAUUGCUCGGCGUGCUUGCAUAUUGAUGGUGGUCUACCGUGCCUGUCCGGAAGAACCGUCGCUUACCGUACCGAUAUUCUCCAGGAUGAGACCUUCACGCAUGGCUUUACCCAUGAGGAGUGGCAGACGAACCAGCUGAAUGCAGAUGACGACAACUUUAUCACUCGCUGGCUUUACUCUCAUGGUUGGCAGAUUACUAUGCAGUAUCACAAAGAAGCCGAGGUUCACACAACGUUGGAAGACGGCCCUAAGUACCUCAAGCAAUGUCUUCGAUGGGUCCGCAGUAAUUGGCGAAGCAACCUCACCAGCAUGUUCAUUGAGCGUCACUAUUGGUGGACACAGCCUUGGAGCACGUACGCUGUGCUCCAAACCACAAUCACAGCAUGGGCGCUGCCUUACGACGUGUUCAUCUUCUACUCAUGGUACCAAGCAUCACAAGGCUGGAGAGAAGAUCACCGCAUACUAUUGCUGGCUGCUCUAUGUCUCUGGACCUUGGUCUUCAGCAAAACGGUCAAAAUAUGGGGACUCUUCAUCCGCUACCCCAUUACCACUCUUUUCUAUCCCUUGUAUGUCGCCUUUGGCUACUAUCACGGUGCGAUUAAGCUCUGGGGUCUGGUUACCCUCAGUGAAACAACCUGGGGCAGCAGAGAUGGUGCAGAUGCGGACAACCGUAUGCGCAUGAUCCCACUACCUCCGUACGACUCGCCACAGGCACCCAGUCGGGCAUCUGUAUCGUUCGACCUACCCGAGACCAUCUUAAUACGAGGCGAAGAUCCGCCCGCUUACGACCCACAGAGAAUGCAUGGACAAGGCGUUCCAUUUACGACCUAAAUUCACGACUAACGACUCUCUACUUCCGCAUUGAUACCCAGGCAUCUACUUCGAC
Messenger RNA from Baudoinia panamericana UAMH 10762, 1674 nucleotides. Its product is annotated as glycosyltransferase family 2 protein. Lineage: Eukaryota; Fungi; Ascomycota; Dothideomycetes; Mycosphaerellales; Teratosphaeriaceae. The record is from RefSeq and is a predicted model, not a curated record. The coding region runs from base 246 to 1619 and encodes 457 amino acids. The transcript is spliced from 3 exons.